AUGCCAGGCGUAGUGAAGGGCCCUUCGACGCUCUAUGACAAGGUCUUCGAGCAGCACAUUGUCGAUGAGCGGCCAGAUGGAACCGUUCUGCUCUACAUCGAUCGCCACCUGGUGCAUGAAGUAACGAGCCCCCAAGCAUUCGAAGGCCUCACCAACGCAGGCCGUCAAGUGCGGCGACCGGAUUGCACCCUUGCCACCACCGAUCACAACGUGCCAACGACAUCCCGGAAAAACUUCAAGAAUAUCAGCGAUUUCGUCGAGGAGGAGGACAGCCGUUUACAAUGCACGACGCUCGAGCAGAAUGUCAAGGACUUCAAGCUCACCUACUUUGGACUUGGAGACAAGAGGCAGGGAAUCGUACACGUGAUUGGGCCCGAGCAGGGCUUCACUCUGCCCGGAACUACUGUGGUGUGCGGUGACUCUCACACCAGCACCCACGGGGCGUUUGGUGCUCUCGCUUUUGGUAUCGGAACCAGUGAGGUCGAGCACGUCCUGGCUACUCAGACUCUCAUGACCCGAAGGAGCAAGAACAUGAAGAUCCAAGUCGACGGUGAACUUGCACCGGGAGUUGGCAGCAAGGACAUUGUUCUGUAUGUCAUCGGCCAGAUUGGUACUGCUGGAGGUACUGGACACGUCAUUGAAUUCUGCGGCUCUGCGAUUCGCGGUCUCAGUAUGGAAGCCCGCAUGAGCAUGWGCAACAUGAGUAUCGAGGGUGGUGCCCGCGCGGGUAUGGUUGCUCCAGACGAAACUACGUUUGAAUAUAUCAAGGGCAAGCCAUUGGCGCCAAAGAAGGACUCUGAGGAAUGGACCAAGGCUUUGAAACACUGGCAGGCUCUGAAGAGUGAUGAUGGUGCCAAGUGGGAUGCUGAGAUCUUUAUUGACGCCAAGGACAUUGCUCCAACGGUAUCUUGGGGCACCUCGCCUCAGGACGUGGUGGCCAUCACUGACAAGGUGCCCGGACCUGACGACUUUGACGACAAGGACAAGAAGCAAGCUUGCAUACGAUCUCUGGAGUAUAUGGGACUGGAGGCUGGUKUCCCCAUGACAGAUGUAGUCAUCGACAAAGUCUUCAUCGGAUCCUGCACCAAUUCGCGAAUCGAGGAUCUUCGCAUCGCCGCACACAUUGUCAAAGGCAACAAAGUUGCUCCCAACGUCAAGCGAGCAAUGAUCGUCCCUGGGUCUGGUCUGGUCAAGCAGAGGGCUGAGUCAGAAGGUCUCGACAAGAUCUUCACCGAUGCUGGCUUUGAGUGGAGAGAAGCUGGUUGCUCCAUGUGCUUGGGAAUGAACCCGGACAUCCUCUCCCCUGGCGAGCGUUGUGCAAGCACUAGCAAUCGUAACUUUGAAGGUCGUCAAGGUGCCGGAGGUCGGACGCACUUGAUGUCCCCCGCCAUGGCUGCAGCCGCAGCACUUGUUGGCAAGCUCGCAGAUGUGCGGAAGCUUGCCGGGUACGAGCAGGCACUGCCAAAUGCCAAGUCUGGACCAGCGGCUAUCGAGCCUCAGGUGGAAGACCCAGAGUCCGAUGUGGAUCUCGACAAGCUCAUGGACUUGCCUCAGUCCGAGACUGGUGGCAACGGUACCCAGUCGAAGGCUCCUUCGGGUGGUGCUGCCGGCAUGCCGCCAUUCACUCAAUUGAAGGGUAUCGCGGCGCCAAUGGAGAGAAGCAAUGUGGACACCGACGCCAUUAUUCCCAAACAAUUCUUGAAGACAAUCAAGCGUGCGGGUCUUGCGUCGGGUCUGUUCUACGCGCUGCGCUUCAACCAGGAUGGAAGUCUCAACAAAGACUUUGUGUUGAACCAAGAGCCGUACACUAAAUCGAAGAUACUUGUGGUGAGCGGUCCAAACUUCGGAUGCGGUUCGUCCAGAGAGCACGCGCCUUGGGCUCUCCUUGACUUUGGCAUCAAGUGUGUCAUUGCCAGCUCAUUCGGAGAUAUCUUCUUCAACAACACCUUCAAGAACGGCAUGCUGCCAUUGCAGAUCACAGAUGAGAAGGCGCUCCAGAGCAUUCUUGCAGAGGCAAAGGCCGGACGCGAAAUCGAGGUGGAUCUGGAAGCCAACGUUGUCAAGGAUGCAUCCGGCAAGGAACUCGCCAAAUUCGAGGUUGAAGAGUUCCGACGUCAUUGCUUGUUGAACGGACUUGACGACAUUGGCCUCACAUUCUUAGACGAGGACAAGAUCACCAAGUUCGAGAAACGAAGGAGUGCGGAGACCCCGUGGUUGGAUGGCUCAGGCUACCUGUCACGCCACAGGAGUGGAGCUGUCAAGGUGGAGGCUGCACCCGUUCCAAAGACGAAUCGUGGUGAGGAAAAGACGGAGCCUCUUGAGUGGUAG
Ramularia collo-cygni is the source of this 2328-nucleotide messenger RNA. RefSeq names its product probable 3-isopropylmalate dehydratase (aconitase superfamily). Bases 1 to 2328 code for a protein of 775 amino acids. The transcript is spliced from 2 exons. Gene Ontology annotation, molecular function: 4 iron, 4 sulfur cluster binding; 3-isopropylmalate dehydratase activity. Gene Ontology annotation, cellular component: 3-isopropylmalate dehydratase complex. Lineage: Eukaryota; Fungi; Ascomycota; Dothideomycetes; Mycosphaerellales; Mycosphaerellaceae. The record is from RefSeq and is a predicted model, not a curated record. Gene Ontology annotation, biological process: L-leucine biosynthetic process.